Molecule: messenger RNA, 3695 nt
Organism: Nothoprocta perdicaria
Lineage: Eukaryota; Metazoa; Chordata; Aves; Tinamiformes; Tinamidae
Gene: LARS2
Product: leucyl-tRNA synthetase 2, mitochondrial
Exons: 21
Coding region: 76-2790 (904 amino acids)
Biological process (GO): leucyl-tRNA aminoacylation; mitochondrial translation
Cellular component (GO): mitochondrion
Molecular function (GO): ATP binding; leucine-tRNA ligase activity; aminoacyl-tRNA deacylase activity
Source: RefSeq, a predicted model, not a curated record
GUGGCGCGGGAGCUGAGGGCGCGUGCGGCGCGGGAGCGGCUUCCCGCGCGCAGAACACACAUCAUAGCCUUAAGAAUGCAGUCCGUUUGUCAGAGAGUUGGCACUUGUUCCUCRUGUUUAAACAGACAACUAAGUGGUUUCCUGGGAGUCAUUAAAUGGGAGACACGGCUGGUUCCUGCGCCCAUCAGAACAAUCUACAGUGAGACGGGGAAAUGGGAAAAAAAGUACGGGUUGGAGACGCGAAAAAGAGUUGAAAAUUGGUGGUACCCAAGAAUAAAGGAUGAGUUCUGCAAAAUUUCCGAAAUUGAUAAAUCAAGACCAAAAUUUUACGUGCUUUCUAUGUUCCCAUAUCCUUCUGGAAAGCUUCACAUGGGCCACGUUCGUGUYUACACCAUCAGUGAUGUGGUAGCUCGGUUUCAGAAAAUGAGGGGAAUGCAGGUGAUAAAUCCAAUGGGAUGGGAUGCGUUUGGGUUGCCAGCAGAAAACGCUGCGGUUGAGCAUGGACUGCACCCUGCAAGCUGGACACAGAGUAACAUUCAACACAUGAGGAAGCAGUUUGAUGCACUAGGUCUGUCUUUUACAUGGGAAAGGGAAGUAACCACUUGCUUGCCAGAGUACUAUAAAUGGACACAAUACCUCUUUCUGAAGCUUUUUGAAGCUGGGUUAGCUUACCAAAAGGAGGCGCUGGUUAACUGGGACCCGGUGGAUCAGACGGUUCUAGCUAACGAGCAGGUGGAUGACAAGGGCUGCUCGUGGCGCUCAGGAGCAAAGGUGGAACAGAAGUACCUCAAGCAGUGGUUUAUCAAAACCACUGCCUAUGCAAAGGCUAUGUUUGAGGCUUUGUCCGACCUCCCGGCGUGGUACGGCAUCAAGGAGAUGCAGGCGAACUGGAUCGGCGACUGCUCCGGGAGCUUCCUUGACUUCGCGCUCAAGGUUAAUGGUAAAAUAACAGGAGAGAAGAUAGCAGCCUACACCUACACGCCUGAAGCCGUUUAUGGAGCUUCCCAUUUAUACAUCUUACCAGCUCACAGACUGCUGCACGGGAAUAGCAGCCUGAAGGAAGUCUUCCAGAGGGAGUUCAUCCAAGGGAAAGAUUGCCUUACUUCAGUGACAGCUGUGAAUUUGCUGACCAAUCAGGAGAUUCCUGUAGUCAUCUCAGCAAAACCAGAUUUUGAGAAUUACAUAGAUACUAAGAUAGGAAUUCCUAGCACUAGCACAGAAGAUGCUGCCGUAGCUAAGAAUCUGGGUAUUUCUUUCACUGAAGUCAUUGAGACACUGCCAAAUGGCUUGGAGAAGGUCAUUAAUUCUGGCGAGUUCACAGGCAUGACUCGACAGGAGGCUUCAAAAGCUCUUACCCAGCAGGCCAAAAGUAAAGGACUAGGAGGAGACCUAACGAGUGACAAAUUAAGAGACUGGCUAAUAUCCCGACAGCGCUACUGGGGAACACCAAUUCCUAUCAUUCACUGCCAGGCAUGUGGCACUGUCCCAGUUCCUUAUGAGGACUUACCUGUGGUAUUACCCAAGGUAACCACCUUUACAGGAAAGGGAGCCUCACCUUUAGAAAAUGUUCCAGAGUGGGUGAACUGCUCUUGUCCAAGGUGCAAGGCAGCCGCCAGGCGGGAAACCGACACCAUGGACACGUUUGUUGACUCUGCUUGGUAUUACCUGAGAUACACUGACCCCCACAGCACUGAACGACCCUUUAAUAAAGACUUGGCUGAUUAUUGGAUGCCUGUGGAUCUGUACAUCGGAGGAAAGGAACAUGCAGUUAUGCACUUAUUUUAUGCUAGAUUUCUCAGUCAUUUUUGCCAUGAUCUAAACAUGUCCAAACACAAGGAACCUUUCCAUAAGCUGUUGGUUCAAGGUAUUAUCAAGAAUCAGACAUUCAGAUUAGCAACAACAGGCCAGUAUCUGAAGAGGGAGGAGGUCGAUCUCACUGGGACUGAACCAGUUCACCUAAAAACUGGUGAGAAGAUCGAAGUCACUUGGGAAAAAAUGAGCAAAUCUAAGCACAACGGCAUAGACCCAGGGGUGCUGAAGGAGGAGUAUGGCAUCGACACCAUACGUCUUUACAUCCUGUUUGCAGCUCCUCCAGAGCAAGAUAUUUUGUGGGAUGUUAAAACGGAUGCCAUGCCGGGCGUGCAGCGCUGGCAGGCGCGCCUCUGGAGCCUCGUAUCCAGGCUUAUCGAAGCGAGGGCGUCGGGAACCCUGCCCCAUCCUGAGCGUCUCAGUACCAAGCAGAAGGCUGAAGCCAGAAAGAUCUGGGAGCAGAAGAAUCUGGUGGUUUCUGAGGUCACGGAGUAUUUCACAAAGGAUCAUCUGUUCAAUGCAGCUAUUUCUCGGCUGAUGAGCCUCAGUAAUGUACUCCAUCAAGCUUCUCAGCCUCUUAUUCUCCACAGUGCAGAAUUUGAAGAUGCUUUGGCUACACUCUGCAUCAUGGUUGCACCUAUGGCUCCACACAUUGCAUCAGAGAUGUGGAAAGGUUUGGCACACAUGCAGCAUAAACUCUGCGCUCAUCACAACUGGGAGGCUGACGUGCUGCACCAGUCCUGGCCCCAGGUAGACCCCGAGUACCUCCGGCCGUCGGAUGUCGUGGAGAUGGCUGUUCUGAUCAAUAACAAAGCCUGUGGCAAAGUCAGUGUGCCUCAGCAAGCAGCCCACAGUUUUGAAGAAGUCCAUGAACUAGUUCUUCAAAGUGAACUUGGAAUCAGGCACCUCCAGGGACGAACCAUUAAAAAGGCUUUUCUGUCUCCAAGAACUGCCCUUAUCAACUUCCUAGUGCAAGAAUAACAAAGGCACUGCUGGCCUAGGAAAGGGGACUGGACUCCUUCAAGAUGUAACUAAUUCAAAAAUAUCAAUUAUGGUUAUUUAAAUCUCAUAUAAUGUGAGAUUAUGUUGAUAAAUAAUUAUGCUAUUAUGUUAAUGAAUUGGGCUGCUGCUAAAUCUUCAUUUGAACAUGGAGAAAAGCACAGAAUUAAAGCUCCUUGAAGGUAAGAUGCUGUUGGUCUGCAUUGUCAUUGAGAAGGAAGAACAGAACUGGAUGACUGCAACAGCAGGUAGAUUUUGUACAUGUUUUUAGUGCUCACCUCUGAACAGGUCCUGCUGGUUGGCAGGGAUAGAUGCAGAAGCCUAACCCACGUGUCUGCAGGGCUAGACAAGUGUCUUGCUCCACCACACGUUAGGUGAGCUGUCAGCAGUCUCAACCUUUGUUCCCUGUAGCUCAUCUCUGGGUACCACAGUACUGAUUAACUUUUUCUCCAGUAACUUUUUCUUGCAAUUUAGCAUUAAUUAUAAGGCUUUGUUUAAUAGUGGUUAAUGGUCUCAGGCAUGGCAGAUAACUAAAGUGGUUUGACAUAUUUCUUGUACAUUUUGGAGGCACACUGAGGAAGCAGUCAAAUGAUUUAUCUGAACCCUGCUUGAGCCAGGGUCCUCUUUACUUGCUGUCAUGUUUCUUUUGAUUUGUACAUGAGCGAUUCAAAUUCCACAAAGUGCUGACAGUUAUUUGUGUACCAAAGGGAGUGAAGUUGCUCUCUAUUCAUCAGCCGCCUCAGAGAAUUUCAGGGGGAUUUGGGAAUGAGAUGAGUUGGCUACUAGUAAUGCAGCAACAGCAAAGGCAGACAGCGUAUUUUUUGCUUCUGCUCCUAGUUCUUACUGUGUCUAGAUCAUAAAACUUUAAUAAAAAUUCUUGUUUUUUU